This is a messenger RNA of Nothobranchius furzeri (turquoise killifish), 3935 nucleotides long. RefSeq names its product striatin. Gene Ontology annotation, molecular function: calmodulin binding; armadillo repeat domain binding; protein-containing complex binding. Gene Ontology annotation, cellular component: dendrite. NCBI's taxonomy places the organism in Eukaryota, Metazoa, Chordata, Actinopteri, Cyprinodontiformes, Nothobranchiidae. The record is from RefSeq and is a predicted model, not a curated record.
AUGACAGCUAGCUGUCAGAAAGUGAGUUCAUUCCCUGAGCAGCGGCGACGGAGUGCCGUCGAUAGUUUUUUAUUUUUAUGAUUUUUUACCCAUCUGUUGGUAUCGGGUACAUCGAGGCAACGGAACGACCUAUCCACCGAGCCCGGCCAUGGACGAGCAGGCAGGGCCCGGGGUGUUCUUCAACAAUAAUAACUCUGUUUUAGCCGGCGGUGGGAAAGGACCUCUGCCCGAUGGCGACGCUGGGGAGGCGGCUAGAGCGCAGUACAGCAUCCCGGGGAUCUUGCACUUCCUGCAGCACGAAUGGGCCCGUUUCGAAGUUGAAAGGGCACAAUGGGAGGUGGAGCGGGCCGAGCUGCAGGCCCAGAUCGCCUUCCUCCAGGGGGAGCGAAAAGGCCAGGAGAACCUAAAGAAAGACCUCGUCAGGAGGAUUAAAAUGCUGGAGUAUGCACUGAAGCAGGAGAGAGCAAAAUACCACAAGUUAAAAUACGGGACGGAAUUAAAUCAAGGUGACAUGAAGCCUCCAAGCUACGACUCUGAUGAGGCCAACGAAAACGAGACUUCUGGAUCACUCAACAAUCAGCUGUCCUGGAAACAAGGCCGGCAGCUCCUCAGACAGUACCUGCAGGAGGUCGGCUACACAGACACCAUCCUGGAUGUGAAGUCCCAGCGGGUCCGAGCUCUGCUGGGACUUGCCGGAGACGGAGGCGGGAAAACGGGUGAACGGAUGAACACGGAGCCUUCGGUCAACGGAACAGACUCAACGACUAAGGGCAUCGGCACACCAGGGAAAGCUGAGCUCUCUGACACUAGCGCCGUCCUGGAGGCCUUCAAAUUCAUUGAAAACGCAGCGGCUGAGUUCAGCGAUGAAGAUGAGGAGGAGGACAGUGAGGGGAAGGAGAGGACUAAUGUGGAAUCCAGGACUAUCAUGAGGAAGAAACCUCCUUCGUCAUCAUCACCAGCCAGUAUGGACACCAGUGAGGACCCUGACGCCGAGGAGGCGCUGAAAGGCUUUGACUUCCUGUCCAGCCCUGACGAGACGGACACCUCGUCAGAGUCCAGAGGGACUGGAGACGGCACAGACUGGGAAAAGGACAAGCAAGGUCCCAUUUCUGAGACCUGGGACGUGGACCCGGUCCUGAUAACCGAACUCAAGGAGCAGUACAAAAAGGAGCGCAAGGGGAAAAAGGGGGUGAAGAGACCCAACCGGUCCAAGCUGCAAGACAUGCUGGCUAACCUGAGAGAUGUAGAGGACUUGUCUCACAUGCAGCCUCCGUCCGCCCCGCAGUCCCGGCCCAAUGUGGCUCGCUUCAACGAACACGAGGGGAACCGGACGGAAGAAGUUGAGGCGCUUACUUUCCCCCCCACCUCAGGAAAGUCGUUCAUUAUCGGGACGGAUGAGGCGAUGGAGAGCGUUCUGGGCCUGGGAGAUCUGGCAGGACUUACAGUGGCCAACGAAGCUGAGAGCCUCGCUUACGAUAUCGGCAACAACAAGGACGCCAUGAGGAAGACGUGGAACCCCAAGUUCACCCUGAGGAGUCAUUUCGACGGGAUCCGCGCUCUUACCUUCCACCCCGUGGAGCCCGUCCUCAUCACAGCCUCAGAGGACCACACGCUCAAAAUGUGGAACCUUCAGAAGACCACUCCCGCUAAAAAGAGUACGUCUUUAGAUGUGGAACCCAUCUACACGUUCAGAGCUCACAGGGGAGCUGUACUGAGUGUUGUUAUGAGCAGCACAGGGGAGCAGUGUUUCAGUGGAGGGGUAGACGGCACCAUCCAGUGUUGGAACACUCCCAACCCCAACAUCGAUCCUUACGACUCCUACGACCCGGCGGUGCUGCGUGGCGAGCUGAGUGGACACACCGACUCGGUUUGGGGUUUGGUGUACAGCAGCACACACCAACGCCUCCUCUCCUGCUCCGCAGACGGCACCGUGAGGCUCUGGGACGCCAACACCACCUCUCCGGCCCUUGCAUUAUUCAAUGAAAACAAAAAGCUGGGAACCCCCUCCUCUGUAGACCUGGUGUGUAGCGAACCGGCUCACCUGGUCACGUCCUUCACUAAUGGGCAGAUCGGCCUCUUCAACAUGGAGACCCGGCAGCUGGUCCUCAGUCUGGAGUCCGGUUUGGAGCCGGGAACCCCUUGUCACAUCAACAAAGUCCUCAGUCACCCCACUCUUCCAAUCACCAUCACAGCCCAGGAGGACAGGCACAUCAAGUUCUUUGACAACAACAGCGGGAAGCUGGUUCACUCCAUGGUGGCCCACCUGGACGCGGUCACCAGCUUGGCUGUGGAUCCCAACGGGCUCUAUCUCAUGUCUGGAAGUCAUGACUGCUCCAUCCGCCUGUGGAACCUGGAGAGUAAAACCUGCAUCCAGGAGUUCACGGCCCACAGGAAGAAGUUCGAGGAGUCGAUCCACGACGUGGCGUUCCAUCCGUCUAAAUGCUACAUUGCCAGCGCCGGGGCAGAUGCUCUCGCCAAGGUGUUUGUAUGACGUGGAGCUCCCGUGUGUUCCCCUCCUCCUCCCCACCAUCACAGCUUCGCUCUCUGACUCAGUCUUUCAGGAUCAGGGACCAGUAGAGACUCAGCGGGGGGGGUGGGGGCGCUACCAGGCAGGGGUCCGGUCCCAUCUCACUCAGCCCACUGGUCACCUCUCAGACUUCAUAGCCUCCAAAAGGCUGGGACUCUCCUCCAAGAGGGUUGGCAGGAAGUCCAGUCGGGAGUAGAGCUGCUCUCUGGUCCCCUCCCUCCUCCACCCACCAUCCAGGCAGGCCUGGGUGUGACUGGCCACAGAGCCCCUGCAGACUCAAACUUAACCCUCCUCUACAGAAAGGACAAGUGUUAGAGGAGUGGAGGAAUGGGGUUCCACCCCUCGCCCCUCUUCCUGCUUAUUCCAGCUCCUUCAGAUCCUCAUCCAUAAAAAAAAAACAAGUCCAGACCCUUUUCUCCAAGUCAGGUUGUGCGUCCGAACCGCCAGGUGCCGACCCAGAAGCCUCCCACGUCCUCUUCUCUGCCUCCCAGACGGACUCUGCUUGCUGACCUGCCUUUCUUUGUUCCUCUUUUUUUAAACCUAAUAUUGACAAAUGUGCCUUUGCUUUAAAAAGGUCUUUAAAAUGUUCUUUUAACAAGCUUUCUUUGUGAGGGGGUGUUGAAAACGAGGGAGGGAGGGGAGGAGAAUCGGAGCGGGGGGUCACAAUGUUGUCAGUUUUAACAUUGGAUGUAAAAUUACAAAUGCUUAUAAUAAACAAAAUAUAUAUUCAGUCUUAAAAGGAAUUACUGUGCAGUGUGAGUUUGGGUGCUCCUUUUUGAUAAGUGUGGUUGGGAAAUUAGGUUGUUUUUUUGUGCGUGUGUGUGUGUGCGCGCGAGUGUGCGAGUGUGUGUGUUUCGGGGGCAAAGCUGGUAGCAGACAUUAAAUAUAUUAUUGCCUGUUUGUUAGAGCUGUACAACUUCAGAAGUCAAAGCUAAAGCGUUUGUGUCCAAAGUAAAGCAUCCUGGUUAUAGAAUUAAAACCCAGACUUGGUUCUAGAUGUCAGUUUUAGGAGUAACUAACACAUUUUGGCCAGUUCUCUCGUUUGAAUCGAAUGCCGUGUACUGUAUGUAGCCCCCACCCAAACACCGCCCCCUGCUGUUUGGACAUGCUUGACUACGAUGUGAUGUCCUGAUAUUUACAGUAGUCCCUUGUUUUAGCAGGAAGCUAGUGCAGUACUUUAGGUCUAUUUGGAAUGAUUUCACCGUUCAGCACGGAUGGGGGAGAAACGUACCGCCGGUCUCAGUUUACUGUAACAUGAGGAGGUUUAAAAAAAUAAAAGGAUGAAAUUUAAAUAAAGGUCGAUCAAGUCGUCGUACAUGGAGAGUACAGCUUUACAUGAGCCAUUUUCUCAGUCACUGGUUUGUAUAUGAAAGUAUGUUCAAAAUAAAAACCUGCUGUAAAAUGUUAA